CGUCAUUUUCGUUUCAGGAAUACAUCACGGGUAUACUAGUAACACUAUGCAGCACCUUUCAUGUGCGCUAGCAUCGCAUGAACAGUAGCGUGUGUCAGCUCGAAGGUUCGGGGACGCUGCUUUUGCAGAAAGCAAGCCGAGCAUGACGCCAUGAGCUGAGCGCCGAGACGUUUGAGAUCAAAGGCACCGCAGUUGAGAUCAAAGGCACCGAACGCCGCGGUUACAUCUGUUGCCAUGCAGCAGUCAGAGAGCGGCGGAGGGGCGGCGACUUCUGAAGUCCAGCUCAACGACCAGCCCAACGCGCUCAUCGCGUGUAAAGUGGCCGAAGAGGUUUUUAAUGAGCAGCAGUUAAAGGAGCAGUUUGAGGCUUUGUUCCGUGCGUUUGAUCCAGGCACGUCAUUUCAGUUCUUCAAAAGCUUCAGACGGGUUCGCAUCAACUUCACCGAUGCGUUGGCGGCAGCCGAGGCCCGAGUCAAGCUUCAUAAGAGCGACUUCAAUGGAAAGGAGAUGCGUUUGUAUUUUGCUCAGUCAGUACAUAUCGGCAGUCCUCGUCUUGAGCCUCCAAAACCGGAGAAGCAGUUCCUCAUCUCUCCUCCAGCGUCGCCCCCUGUAGGCUGGGCACAGUCGCAGGAUGCUACGCCCGUCAUCAACUACGACCUGCUGUGUGCCGUAUCUAAACUAGGACCAGGAGAGCAGUACGAGCUCCACAGUGGAACCACCAACACGCCCAGUGUGAUCGUACACGUGUGCGAGGACGACAGCUCCGAAGGCGAGGACGAGACAGCAGAGGGCGGCAAGCGCGCGCGUCCCAAGAUCAUCCAGACCCGUCGCCCGGACUACGUCCCGUCCGUCAACCAGUGAGCGGGUAAUUCUGGGCCGUUUCAUCUUCGCGACCAACACUGGAAUAACUAGGAAGCAUGCGGUCAUGCAGUUCGUCAUCCUCGCCACCGGGGAGGCCGGCGAGCCUCAAAUCCUCUUCCUAGUUAGCGAGGGGAGUCGACCAUCCUCAUAAUCUCGCGUUUCAUUUCUUAACAUCCAUCUCUGAUGGAGUCAGGGACUUUGAGGACUUGGGAGAGUUUCUCUCAUCUUACGAAUGUCAUUAUUUGCUUGACGUCACAACUGUGUAUUUUAAUAAUCCGAGAGAAGAGCGACGGAAAAUAUCUGAGGGAGUUUUGGUGUAGCACAAACGAACCGAACGUUCUGUCUGAAGUGUGUAUCGUUUGAGGCCACUAACAUGUACUCAUCGUCAUUAUCAUGUAUCGUCUCUACGUUUAGUCAGUUAAGCACUCGUACAGUCUUUGAAAAGUCAUUAUUGUUGCUGAAGUUCUUCACGAGCUCCUCCAAGUAUUAUGCACUUUAAAAAUAGAGCCUUAUAAUGUGGUAAACUGACAACAACAUGAAGUACUUGUCUUUGUAUAUCGAGCGCAACUGUGACCGCCGACUUUUUCUGCCUUGGUAACGCAAGUAUUUGUCCUGUUCAUUUUCUCCAUCAAUCACAACAUUAGAUUUGUUGCAGGAAAAGUAUUUCAAAAUUGGAUAAAAAAGACAUUUGUACUAAACCGUGUACUUAAAUUGUUACACAUAUUGUUACAUUAAUAUAAAAUAAAAUGCUGAUUAUAAAUAAUUGGCUAUAUGUAUAAACAAAACAAAAGUAUUGACAUUUUUUGUAAAAUGUGCUCAAAACAAAAAUACUUGUAAAAUUAUUUACAGUGAAAUUAUUUAUAGUUGGCUGAUUAAAACAAAAAAACUAAAUUAAAUUAAUUAAAAAUUAAAUAAAACAAUAUUGACUAUAUAAAUUGCAAAAACAAUUACAAAGAAACAGCACAUAACUGAAUUAAAUGUGAAUUUUUAGUAGAAAAACUAACAUAAAAUAGACCUUUUUCCACUGUCAUUUUGGAAUGUUUUUCUUAUAAUGAGUAAUAUGUACUCAAUUGUUGUUUUAUUUACAUCUUUGAAAAAUUUUACAGUUAUAUAAUUGGCUGUAUGUAUAAAAUAAAAUACAAAUAUUGACUAUAAUAAUUGGCUGCAUGUAUCAAUAAAAUAAAAAAUAACACUAUUGACUGAUACAUUUUUUUUGCAUAUUUGGAAAUUUCACAGUUUCAAAGAAAUUACAAGUAACAUUAAAUUAAAAGUGAAAUUUUGCAUUGGAAAAAUCUAAAAUAAAAGUCAUUAUUGGAGUGAAUGGUCACUUUUAACCUGUUUUAUUAUGAUUCCCAUUUCCAUAUUAACAGCGACUUUUCUGAUUGGUGAAUCUUUGUGCAUCCAGUGCAGAAAUCAGCAAUUAAACUAAAUUAUUUAAAAAAUAAAAACAAAUCCACAGAAGCACAUAUGUUCUCUUAACAACCUUAAUCUAUCGAUAUGGAGAAAAUGAAUGUGAUUUCUCUGUCAGACGUCCACUGUUGCGCUCUGUGACUUGUUAAAUGAACCGCUCUGUUGUGCUCUACUGUCUUUGGAGAUGUUGUCCUUUUUUCCAUUACUGUAGGAGACGUUCUACCGUCAACCAGUGAUUUUGAGCAACUAUAACAUACUGUGUAUAUUUGAUGUAUUUGAAUGUAGCCAAUAUCUUGACAAAGCUUGAGGAUUUCUAUCAACAACAACAAUCUUAUUCAUUAGGUAGUAAGAAUGUGGAGUGAGGAAGCAUUAACCUACCUUUAAUAAAACUAUCUUGACCAAAGAA
Messenger RNA from Labeo rohita (rohu), 2677 nucleotides. It is a transcript of the gene rcan1b, whose product is annotated as regulator of calcineurin 1b. Gene Ontology annotation, molecular function: calcium-dependent protein serine/threonine phosphatase regulator activity; nucleic acid binding. The record is from RefSeq and is a predicted model, not a curated record. Gene Ontology annotation, biological process: calcium-mediated signaling. Bases 235 to 861 code for a protein of 208 amino acids. Lineage: Eukaryota; Metazoa; Chordata; Actinopteri; Cypriniformes; Cyprinidae. Gene Ontology annotation, cellular component: nucleus; cytoplasm. The transcript is spliced from 4 exons.